Molecule: messenger RNA, 1242 nt
Organism: Akanthomyces muscarius
Lineage: Eukaryota; Fungi; Ascomycota; Sordariomycetes; Hypocreales; Cordycipitaceae
Exons: 4
Coding region: 1-1242 (413 amino acids)
Source: RefSeq, a predicted model, not a curated record
AUGGAGGGCAGCGCAGACUCGUCUAGCGCUCACAUGGGCUCUGCCCCCGCACACGCCGCCGCCUCCUCGCAGCAACCCGAACCAGGUGCCAGUCCCGGAACCGGCAGUGGCCUAAAUCCCGGAGGGCCCAGGCCUGCUGCCGCUGCCGCCGACGAUGUGCCAGCUCUGCCCGAGUUGACGCUCCCCCCUAUUGUGGCCCCCUCAUCCUACUUGCGCGUCAAGAAGCCCUCUGCCCCGACCGUCAUGGCUUCUGCGCCUGACACCAAGGCCGCCCCGGGCCCUCUCGACCGCGAGCAAAAGGAAGGCCUGGAGGCCAUCCGCGACUUUCUCAAGGUCCGCACCAGCUACGACGUCCUGCCGCUGUCCUUUCGCCUCAUCAUCCUCGACACCGACUUGCUCAUCAAGAAGAGUCUCAACAUCUUGAUUCAAAAUUCCAUCGUCUCGGCCCCGCUAUGGGACUCGCAAACAUCGCGAUUUGCCGGUCUCUUGACCAGCACCGACUACAUCAAUGUGAUCCAAUACCACAUCCAGUAUCCCGAUGAGAUGAGCAAGCUUGACCAGUUCCGCCUCCGCAGUCUGCGUGACAUUGAAAAGGCAAUCGGCGCGGUUCCAAUCGAGACGCUCUCCGUCCACCCAUCGCGGCCGCUGUUCGAAGCGUGCAGACAGAUGCUCAAGACGCGAGCGCGCAGAAUUCCCCUCAUCGACGUCGACGACGAAACCGGCCGCGAAACACUCAUUUCCGUCAUUACCCAAUACCGUAUCCUCAAAUUCAUUGCCGUUAACAACGCCGAUUACACUGUCAUGCUCAAAAAGACGGUUCGCGAAAUCAACCUCGGCUCUUAUAACAAUCUCGUGACCUCGACGAUGAACGCCACAGUCGUCGACGUCAUUCGCCUCAUGGUGGACGGAAACAUCAGCUGCAUUCCCAUUCUGGAUGACAGCGGGCGGGUCCUCAACGCAUUCGAAGCGGUCGACGUUAUUCCGUGCAUCAGGGGCGGCGUAUACGAGGACCUCAGCGGUUCAGUCGGAGAGGCCCUCUGCAAACGUCCGGACGACGCGCCAGGCAUCUACACCUGUAGCGAAGACGACCGACUCGAUGCCAUCUUCGACGCUGUCCGCAAGAGCAGAGUGCACAGACUGAUUGUAGUUGACGACGACAACAAGCUUAAGGGCGUCAUCUCGCUUUCGGAUAUCUUGAAAUAUGUGCUAUAUGAAGACGGCGAAGACGACGUCAAAAAAUAA